This is a messenger RNA of Cannabis sativa, 1552 nucleotides long. RefSeq names its product 3-isopropylmalate dehydrogenase 2, chloroplastic. Gene Ontology annotation, molecular function: magnesium ion binding; NAD binding; 3-isopropylmalate dehydrogenase activity. The transcript is spliced from 11 exons. NCBI's taxonomy places the organism in Eukaryota, Viridiplantae, Streptophyta, Magnoliopsida, Rosales, Cannabaceae. The record is from RefSeq and is a predicted model, not a curated record. The coding region runs from base 94 to 1326 and encodes 410 amino acids. Gene Ontology annotation, biological process: L-leucine biosynthetic process.
GAUAAAAUAGUAAAAAAAAAAAAGAAGGCUUAUUAAAAAAGAAAGCUCGACACUUAAAGAAGAAGAAGAACAGCUCAACUCAGUUCCAUUUCAAUGGCGGCUACACUGCAAUUAUGCUAUGGGAAGACCUUCAAGAGGCCCUUUGCGGUUGCCCCACCUAACUCCGGCUACUCUCCCAAGCCUAACCCAAGUAGGAUCAUCAUGUGCUCUGCCUCCUCCCAAUCCAAGCGCCGUUACACCAUUACUUUGCUCCCUGGAGAUGGUAUUGGUCCAGAGAUUAUCUCUGUUGCUAAAAAUGUUCUUAACCUCACUGCUUCUCUCCAAGGGAUUGAUUUGAGUUUCCAAGAAAUGGCUGUGGGUGGAGUUGCCUUGGAUUUGACUGGUGUUCCAUUACCAGAAGAAACUCUCUCAAUGGCUAAGCAAUCUGAUGCUGUUCUUCUUGGAGCUAUUGGAGGGUACAAAUGGGAUGCAAAUGAAAAACAUUUGAAACCAGAAACUGGGUUACUUCAGCUAAGGGCAGGUCUUAAUGUUUUUGCAAAUUUGAGGCCAGCAACUGUUUUACCUCAGUUGGUGGAUGCUUCAACUUUGAAAAAGGAGGUCGCUGAAGGUGUUGACAUAAUGGUUGUAAGAGAACUUACUGGAGGUAUAUAUUUCGGAAAGCCAAGGGGUUUUGGCACAGAUGAAAAUGGUGAGGAGAUUGGAUUUAAUACUGAGGUGUAUGCAGGAUACGAGAUUGAUCGCAUUGCACGUGUUGCGUUUGAGACUGCUCGGAAAAGGCAGGGAAAACUUUGCUCUGUCGAUAAAGCAAACGUCUUAGAGGCUUCAAUGCUUUGGAGAAAACGAAUUACGGCCAUUUCAUCAGAGUAUCCUGAUGUUGAACUCUCACACAUGUAUGUUGAUAAUGCUGCAAUGCAGCUAGUUCGAUAUCCAAAACAGUUCGAUACAAUGGUGACAAACAACAUAUUUGGCGAUAUUCUAUCUGAUGAGGCUUCAAUGAUUACCGGAAGUAUUGGGAUGCUUCCAUCCGCUAGUCUUGGGGAAUCGGGACCCGGUCUUUUUGAACCUAUACACGGUUCAGCUCCCGAUAUUGCUGGACAGGAUAAGGCGAACCCAUUAGCGACCGUGCUAAGUGCUGCAAUGCUUUUGAGGUACGGUCUAGGAGAAGAAGAGGCUGCAAAGAGAAUCGAGGCUGCUGUUCUUGACACACUCGAUAGGGGUUUUCGAACGGGUGAUAUUUAUUCAUCUGGAACAAAACUGGUUGGAUGCAAAGAAAUGGGCGAAGAGGUAUUGAAAUCUGUAGAAUCGCGAGUUCCCGCUGCUCUAUGAGGCAGUGAAACGAGUUUAGCAUCGAGCAAGUUUUGGUUACAAGAUCAUGCUAGGAUUAUCUCUUAGUUCAUUCAUCCUUAUUUAGAAUAUAUUUCAAGUGAGUUGGAAAUUUGACUAUGUAAAAUUUCAUUGUCAUGCAGCAAAAGUGAGAUAAGUGAAAUGAAAUUCAUUGUUGUAUUAGACACUAAAUUUAAUAAUGUUUAUUAUUGGAUUUAAUAUGAGUAAA